Daphnia carinata is the source of this 758-nucleotide messenger RNA. RefSeq lists its product as uncharacterized. The transcript has a single exon. The record is from RefSeq and is a predicted model, not a curated record. The coding region runs from base 118 to 651 and encodes 177 amino acids. Lineage: Eukaryota; Metazoa; Arthropoda; Branchiopoda; Diplostraca; Daphniidae.
UUACGUUUAGUAUGAAGCUUGGCAAUCGUGCGUGUGAAAAGCAACUAGCCAAAGAAGUUCCUAAGCAAAAAUUUUAAAACGGUUCGAGUUCUUGCUGAAGACAUCACGUGUAGAAGGAUGGGAUCGUCAAGCUCGUCCAUGUCAAACUCACGAUCCAGGAGUACCGGUGCGGCUUACACGAAAAAAUUGUAUUUUGAUCCUGAGGCCGAUUCGUCCGAGGGUCGUGAUUAUUGGAUAACUGAUGCUGAAUUACGUGAAACACUGUCAGAGCUGGUCGACGUCACAGAGCGCAUUGUUGAGGUUAGGUAUUACAAGCACCCACUAGGCGCGUGGCAGUUGACGGACCAUUUGUUGCAUCACGCUUUCAUUGUAUUCGAAACGAACGCGUGGUGGUGGUCCAUCGAGAAAAACGACGAAGGCGUCACCAUUCAGCGAUCAAAGGACUUUGACAGCGUUUGCUAUAGGUACAGGCGAUCCAAGCGUAAGACUAGCAUUGGAAAAGGUGUUGAAAUGGUGAAAAAAGCAUCUGGAAGCACGACAGUGAUGGAGCUGAUUAAUCACAUUUGGAGGAAAAAUUAUCUAAAUCAGGAAUACGACGCUCUGUCGUACAACUGCCAACACUUUGCUGAUUUGAUUUAUGAGUUCAUUUAAAACUAUUCUAGUUAUUCCUUUCUUCCUUAACUUGUAGUGCUUUAUUCCCCUUGCAGUCUUGAUUCAGUGCAGCAUUUUAGCCCAUGAAACCAAUACAAACUCUUUUA